UUUCCUCUUUCCUCGUGAGCAGACUUUACUCUCUUCUCUGAGCAGACUGGUUUGCGCAGCUUAUGCUUCUCUCAGCACGGGCUGGCCCUCCAAGAGGAGGAGGAGGAGGAGCAUCGUGUGACUGAGAGACCCAGCGUGUAAACUGUCAGCACAUACGGAGCACCUGGGGAGAAAUCCUUUCUGGCAACUUGUAGGGCUUGUAAAUGGGAUAAAUGUGAGCCUCUCAUAGGGUUUUUACCAGUGCAAAAUCAGUUCCUCGUGCAGUGGUACUGGAUUACAUUUGCAAACAAUGUCUUCUGAACCAGGCAGCAGCAUCUGUCCAAAGCCCUUAAUACUGUCUAGAGCUUGUACAGCGAGUGCCACCGGCAGGCUUGUGGAGCAGAAUGUACGCAAUGAAGCGGCUCAGGGAAUAAAUGGAAGUGUGCCACUCAAACAGUCCCCACGUUCAGCUGCAAGUCCAAAGCCACAAGUGCCUCCAAAGCCAAUUCAUCUGCAGAAGGCAACAUACCAAACCCCUAGGCAUAAAGCUUUAAAAACUCAGAAACCAAGAAUGGAGGAAGAGACACCCGCUGCUGUUUCUAGUGUCACAAAGGAAAAGUCUAGCAAAGUGUCAGAUCUCAUCAACCGGUUUGAGGGAGGCAGCUCACUGAAUCCUAGCGAUCUGAAGAAAGAUUCCUCCGUUCUCCAUAUUACUAAAUCUCAAGGAAGAUAUGGGUCCGCACCAUCACCUCAGCCAAAACUCCCCUCCCAGCACUCACUACAGAAACAGGGAACCAGUGACACUGACAAAACUCAGGUUGCACAGCUGCACACGGCCAAUGGAGUGGUAGCACAAGACCAGCCAGAAGAUGAGGACCGGAGAUUGCCGGACCGCGGCUCUGCCGUGUCCACCCCAGUCCCAGACGAUGCCAUCGACAGCAGCUUGAUAAAUGGGGAAGGAGAAAGCACUCGCAGAGAGUCACUACAGAGUGUGACUUCCUGUGAGGAGCAGAUGCUCAACAGCUGCCACAGGACUCUGAGCAGCGACACGCUGCUCCCAGCUGAAAAUGAAACUCUAGACAUUAAUACUAAUGUGAAGGAAGAACGAGCUGAGGAAAGCAGUAAGCAAGAUCAACCUGUAGAAACAAAGGAGACAGAUGAGCAGAAACGUCACAAAAUUGCCAACGAGCUUCUGCAAACAGAAAAAGCCUAUGUUAGCCGACUUGACCUCCUAGAUGGGGUAUUCUACUCCAGACUCCUUGAGGAAGCCAACAGAGGUUCAUUUCCACCUGAAGUGAUUAAUAAGAUCUUUUCUAACAUUUCUUCAAUAAAUGCCUUCCACAGUAAAUUCUUACUUCCGGAACUUGAAAAAAGAAUGCAAGAAUGGACUACCACCCCUAGGAUUGGAGAUAUUCUGCAAAAGUUGGCUCCUUUCCUUAAGAUGUACGGAGAAUACGUGAAGAAUUUUGACAAUGCAAUGGAAUUGGUGAAAACGUGGACUGAACGGUCACCUCAGUUCAAAUUCAUUAUUCAAGACAUUCAGAAGGAAAAAGUGUGUGGAAAUUUGACAUUGCAACAUCACAUGCUAGAACCAGUCCAACGCAUUCCACGCUACGAGAUGCUUCUAAAGGACUACCUAAGGAAAUUGCCUCAGGAUUCCCUAGACUGGAAAGAUGCUGAAAAAUCCCUGGAAAUUAUAUCCACUGCAGCAAGUCACUCGAAUAGUGCAAUAAGAAAGAUGGAGAAUCUAAAGAAGUUGUUAGAGAUAUAUGAGAUGCUGGGAGAAGAGGAGGACAUCGUGAACCCUUCAAAUGAGCUGAUAAAAGAAGGACAGAUCCUUAAACUCGCUGCUCGCAACACGUCUGCUCAAGAGCGGUAUCUUUUCCUGUUUAACAAUAUGUUGCUCUACUGCGUCCCCAAAUUCAGCCUGGUAGGAUCAAAGUUCUCUGUUCGAACCAGAGUUGGCAUAGAUGGCAUGAAGAUUAUAGAAACUCAUAAUGAAGAAUAUCCACACACUUUCCAAGUGUCUGGAAAGGAGAGGACACUGGAGUUGCAGGCCAGUUCUGAACAGGAUAAAGAAGAAUGGAUAAAGGCACUUCAGAGUACUAUUGAAGCUUUUCAGCAGAGGAAUGAAACCUUCAGAAAUGCUAUUGCUAAAGAAUAUGAAGACAUGCCUGUUGAAGUCUCUAACGCUGAGCUUGGGAAGAGAGCGCCGAGGUGGAUCCGGGACAACGAAGUAACCAUGUGCAUGAAAUGCAAGGAACCCUUCAAUGCACUGACGAGGAGGAGGCACCACUGCCGAGCAUGUGGACAUGUGGUUUGCUGGAAAUGUUCUGAUUACAAAGCACAUCUGGAAUAUGAUGGCAAUAAAUUGAACAAAGUCUGUAAGGACUGCUAUCAUGUUAUAAUUGGUUGUACAGACAGUGAAGAAAAGAAGAGGAAGGGCAUCUUGGAGAUUGAAUCUGCAGAAGUCUCUGGAAAUAGUGUCAUAUGUAGCUUUCUUCAGUACAUGGAGAAGUCCAAGCCAUGGCAGAAAGCAUGGUGUGUCAUACCCAAACAGGAGGCCCUUGUGCUCUACAUGUACGGUGCUCCACAGGAUGUUAAAGCUCUGGCUACAAUUCCUCUUCUGGGCUAUACAGUGGAUGACACUCCAAAAAGUGCUGACCUCCCCCACAGCUUCAAACUGACCCAGUCCAAGUCUGUGCACAGCUUUGCUGCAGACAAUGAGGAACUGAAACAGAAGUGGCUAAAAGUUAUUCAUUUAGCUGUCAAAGGUGAGACACCAGAAUGUCAAAAUGAACUGCAAGUGAAUUUAGAAGAGCAGCCUGAAUCUUCUAAAAAAUCUGAAUGCUGAAGCUCAAGAACACAUGGCAUUUUUAAAAGAUUUCAAUUGAAAUUGUGGUUAACCUUUGUGUUAACCUUUCUCUGCUCAAUCAAGGAAAAAAAAAAGGAAAAAAAAAAGAAAAAGAAGCUUCUUCCUACCAUACACAUCUUGGCACUUUAUGUUUGGGAAAAAAUUCUGGUCUUUUUAGGGAUCUUUUUCUUAUAUUUAUGUUCUGUCAAUAAAAGUGGUGUACAGGUCCAUUUCAGAGACUUUUUUAAAAAAUGUGAAUGCUAUUAAAAAUACUUACUAACUUUACUGUACUACUUAUUUGUUGUAAUGCAAUGUUUUUUUUUUAAUCCAGUUGCUCUUCAGUUAACAUUUGCUACCUUCAUUAAGAAUGCAAAUAUUUGAAGCUUCCUACUUACAUGUUAGGACUUGCAACAGGAUAAAAGAUAUACCUCCACAUUGCCAAAAUAGAUCUGUACUUAAAUAUGCAGGGACAGUUUGGUUUAAUGUAUGUAGUUUAUAGGUUGAUUUCCACAGUUCUGUACAUAUGUUGUAUUCACUUGUAUCUUUUUAAUUAAAGUAAUGCAAAUUGCUUUCACAGGUAUAUUGGCUUUUAAGGUUUCAAUUUAUCAAGGAAUCAAUCUAAUGAUUUCCAAUCUAGGAAUAAAUACCUAAAAUAUGAGAAAACUAUAUAUAAUAUAUGUACAGUAUUAAAAAUGUACAAUACUUGAUUAUUGCUUUGAUUUCAUGAUACUGAGUUCUUAUUAGUGAAUAAUUUAUUUUUUAAAAAAAGCAUGUUUUCUAUUUGAAAUUAAACACAGUCCUAAAUUGAAAAAUACUGUUCAGUGAUUUGUUUUAAUAGCUGACACCUAAUGAUCUUGAUACUUUUAUGCAUCAAAAAAUUAGCAGUAAUGUAAGUGGCAUGCAAUGAACAAAUGAGUUCCAGUUGUGUUUAAACAAGUAGUGGCUUUUCUUCAGUGUCCUAUCACUGUUAGCUUUUAAGAGUGCAGUAGUUUGUUGCUCAAAUGCAGUAUGUGGUUUGAGAAAAGCAACAGAUUCUAGCAACCUUCUGGGAACGUGUAUUUUUGCUAUUAUGGUUAUUGGAACAAAACAUUUUGAACUUAAGUUUUUUAAUUUUUGUAGAAGAUUAGGUAUUGUAACGUUUAUUUAUGACAACAAUCUUCAAGGAUUAUUGUCUUAAAGUAGAGCCUGCUUUAUAAAAAUUUAGUAUGAAGUCUGAGCUUGCAAAUUUGAAAUUUUAUUAACUAUUUGUUUUCUGCUUCUGGGUAUAAGGACUCACUGGCUUUACAAUAUUAAGUUCCUUAUGAACUUCCAUUCCUAUUAGGGUUUUUAUACAUAGAGGCAAAUGACCUCCCUAAAAUUUUUACUGUAAUAUCCUUGAAUGAAAUAUGGCAAACUCAGAGGUAGUGAUUGACUAUCAACUAAAAUCAUUGCUGUCUUUCCUUUUUUAAACCCUUAAAGGAAGGAAAAUAUGUAACUUCUACAAUCAACUUGUCAUAAGAACAUUCAGGAGUCUCACUUAAUAAAUCUGCAAUCUGUGUUUUAAAUCAUGUCAA
Corvus hawaiiensis (hawaiian crow) is the source of this 4386-nucleotide messenger RNA. It is a transcript of the gene FGD4, whose product is annotated as FYVE, RhoGEF and PH domain containing 4. Gene Ontology annotation, biological process: cytoskeleton organization; filopodium assembly. NCBI's taxonomy places the organism in Eukaryota, Metazoa, Chordata, Aves, Passeriformes, Corvidae. The record is from RefSeq and is a predicted model, not a curated record. Gene Ontology annotation, molecular function: guanyl-nucleotide exchange factor activity; zinc ion binding. Gene Ontology annotation, cellular component: cytoplasm. Bases 290 to 2833 code for a protein of 847 amino acids. The transcript has 17 exons.